ACAAGCACAACUCUUUUGAAAGGAAGUCAGAAAACAUCGAUGAGGCUCUUCAACGGCGAAGUUAGGUAAUACAAUUGAGGAGACUUACCAAAGGCGUCUGGCGAUCCAAGACUUCGGCGGAGUAAUUUCUGCUUUUCGCUUUAGAUAUUUCUCGAGUAGCUUCAGACUGUGUUUAUGACUAUUGGACUUCUUGACUUUGGAUUUAUGUGACGGGGUUUCUGUGUUUCAAACGGAUUCUUUCAAGAAGGUGGAACUCGUUUCUUUGAAAAGAAGUAAUUCUACAAGGACUCUGGUACAGGUAUGUAAUAGACCUGGGUGGACAGUUGGUCAUACACACUGACCAGUGGACAAGGCAUACCACACUAUACCUCACAGCAGCUGAAGUAGACGUAUAACGUCCUUAUCCAAAGGUUGAAAUCGACAAUAUCACCAGUGAAAUAUACCUCAGUUGUAUAUUGACACAAGGAAAUAUACAAGCUCCGAAGACGACGUCAGAGUGAUAUUAACAAGAUUCUACCAGUGUUCGUGGAUUAUGAUUCGAGUGGGAUAACUGUGAAGCUGUCAAUAUGGGUUUGAAGAUGUAUGUCGUGAUAUUAACAACAGUGUUGAUAUCUACAUGUGUCAGUCAAGAUUUGACAUUUCGGAUAGACGAGGAACAACAGGCUGGAACAUUUGUUGGAAGGAUAUCCGAUGCCACUGAUUUGCAAUCAGCAUUAUCAGACGAUGCAAUGAGAACUCUACGAUACAGCUUCCUCACGCAGGGAUACCCGUACAGUGCCUUGUUCACUAUUCACAACACUACAGGUGAAAUCUACACGGCGCUGAAGCUUGACAGGGAAGAUAUUUGUGGCUUUUCAUUUCAGUGUGUGUUAGAUCUAGAAGUGGCAGUUCAGUCAUCGACAAGUCAAUAUUUCAGAAAGAUAUGGACCAGUGUCUAUCUGCAAGAUAUCAAUGACAAUAAGCCUGUGUUCCCGAAACCAUCCAUAGAUCUGGAAAUAUCGGAAGCUGUUUCCAUCAACUCAUCUUUGGCUAUUGAUGGGGCUGUUGAUAAAGACAUUGGUAACAACUCGCUUCAAAGUUAUGAACUUACGCCCUAUGACAGUCCAUUUACACUCCACGUGGUCAGCCGUUUAGAUGGUGGAACUAUCGUCAGCCUCGUUGUAAGGCACGCGCUGGACAGAGAAACUGCCAGCAGUCAUCAAAUCACAAUCUUUGCAAAAGAUGGCGGAAAUCCUGCCUCCACCGGCAGCGUCAGCGUGACGGUCGACGUUAUUGAUGUCAACGACAACGCUCCCGUUUUCUCCCCCGCAUCUUACAACGUCACGGUACGAGAAACCACACUGGAACAUACGGCAAUCUUCAGGGUGACGGCAACGGACACGGACAUCCCAGAGAACGGCGUUGCCUACUACAGGUUCAGCCCGUUACAAUCGGGCAACGUAAAACGCUAUUUCGACGUCAACGAUACGACAGGAGAGGUUACUGUUGUCUCUUCCCUUGAAGGGGCCCAGGGAGAAAGGUUUAUGUUUUACGUUGAAUGUGUGGAUGGUGGGAGUCCACCUUUAAUAUCUCAAGCCACCGUUGAGAUAUAUGUUGAAGAUACUAUUAACAGCCCACCAUCCAUUAACCUCAAUCUACUGUACGGAGGCCUGGUAUCUGAAUAUGCUCAGCCAGGCACCGUUGUCGCCCAUAUUGCCGUCCUUGACCUUGAUUCUGGCAGGAAUGGGAUAAUUCGUUGCAACAUUGUCAGCGUGAUGUUCGAACUGCAAGGACUUGACGUUAAUGAAUACAAGGUAAUCGUCGUGAGGCCGUUGAACAGUGAAGUGACGAAGGAGCAUUACGUCACGGUGACGUGUCAGGACGCAGGGAAUCCUCCUCUCAACACUACUAUCGACUUCACGGUUCUUGUCAAGGACGAAAACGACAACUCGCCUGUGUUUAGUAAAGAUGUGUACACCGCCUCUGUAGUCGAGAAUGUCAAAGGAGUCGUGAUAACAAGAGUUCGAGCCAGCGAUAAAGAUUCAGGCUCGAACGGGGAAAUUGACUUCAUUAUACCCUACGCAGAUAAAAUGGGACUUGAUGUAUUGAAAACUGGGGAGGUGAUCUCUGCUGUCGAAUUCGAUAGGGAGUUUAUGCCGAAAAUGGCAGUUCCAAUUGUAGCUCGAGAUAGAGGUAACCCUCCGAGAAACGCGACAGCGACGUUGAUGAUUACCGUCGAUGACGUGAAUGACGUGGAGCCAAGCUUUCAGUCUAGUUUGUACAAGUUCAAGGUUAUGGAGAACCGCGCGCCUGGGACUGAAAUUGACAAGGUUCAUGCUUUGGAUCUUGAUACCGGGGUGAAUGGUGAAGUUGUGUACAGCAUUGAUGACAACUCUGAUGACCCUCCGAUUGAAAUCUUGCCCGGUGGUCAGUUGCGUACUACCCGGCGUUUGGACCGCGAGAUGGUCAAGGAAUUUCGGGUUAAGGUAUGGGCAAAGGACAAAGGCGUGCCCGUUCUAAGUAGCUCAACUACCGUCGUAGUAGAAGUCGGUGAUGAAAAUGACAAUCCGCCGAAGAUACAAUCUCCCGAUCCUGUCAACUCGUCAAUCGCGAUCCCCUACCACACAAGCCCUGGAUCACCUAUUCUAUCCGUUGUUGCUAAUGAUGCUGAUGAAGGGAUCAACGCUCGUUUUCAGUUCUACGUGGCCAGGGGGCAACGCCGAGUUCCCCCAACUUGGGAGGAUCGGGAAACAAACACUGGGGUGGAGACCGACACGUUUGGUAUCAAUAGCCACACGGGGGAGUUACUUCUGAAAAGGAAAUUAUCAGAGGAAGAUGUCGGCAAAUACCGAAUGGUCAUCAUCGUCACUGAUCAAGGCAUUCCACAGUUAAGUUCCAAUGCCACGCUGGAGGUGUACAUUUUCGCCAGCAAUGAAACGUAUUACGACGGUCCUGGAAUGUCAGAGGAAAACGCCAUCGUUGUGGUCAUCCUUGGCAGCCUCACCGGCAUCGUCACCGUGGUGGUGAUUGUCACGAUCCUCAUUAUAAAGCGGGCGGACAGGGCUAGGAAGACUCCACGGGGGGAUUCUGUACCACAGCUCCCGACCCCUGCUGAAAAUGAACAAGUGAAGGUGAAGACGCACGACGCCAUCGUCAUCCGCAACGACAUCUCCUUCGACUCCCAGGCUUCCAGUCACAUGUCGAUAGACAGCCAUGGCAAGCUGAUACUAGGGCCUGGAGAUGGCACUCAGAAUACCCAACCUGGCGACGACGGCAUGUAUCCUGGCAACACCACGGCAGACGAGUGGUCGACGGCACUCAAGAUCCACAAGGAUCUGCUAAGAAUGCACGGCGUGGAUUCUAACACUCCAAGACGCAGCAGCGACGAUGCCAACAGCGAUACGUCAGGGGAGACAACAACCAGCGACAGUGGUCGGGGCGGAAGUGACGAGGAUAGUCACGGACGUGCAUCUCCAGUCACGCAGAAAGUGUCUACAACGUUGUCUUCCCGCCAAAUGUACCGCCAGAAGAAAGCAUCUGACUAUGUGAAAGGACUCGGGAAAAUGUCAACUAAUUCAUUUGGAGGAACCAUCGGGAACAGUUUCGAAAAAAUUCCCAAUGCUAGUCAGUCCAAUAUUCGAUCAUCAAGUCAACGCCCUGCUAAACACGUGACAUUCCAAUCGGAUCUUCCCGUUGACAGAAACUUUAUGGAGAGUGACGAUUUCAACGAUGGCCCUUUCUAUGUAAAUGGUCAUACAGAGAAUUCCAGGGGAAUGUUUUCCGACGAUGUGAACCUCAGUUUCGACGCCAACGAUGACGACACUACGACGUCGGGAAGCUACACGGUCGACGACCACCUGUCUAAUGAUAUUACAAUUCCAAGAAUGAAUGAUGUCCUUGUGUAAUGCUUCGACUUUUCGACUAUGUGGAUGAAAGUGCAAUUUAAUGUUUCUGGUGAUAUGUUCGUAUUAAAACACAACAUGCAUAAGUUUGUGUUGGCAAAGGUGCUACAAGCAGCCAUCUUUUCAUGGGCGCCAUGUUGCAUGCAUCAAGAAUUCAACAAUGCAUGUCGUGAUGUAAAUGAAAAACGAACUGCAAUACCGACCAAGGAUAUUUGUAGACGGCAAUAUGACACUGAUAUUAUUACUCUGUGAAUACAACUGUGUACUUAAAGACAAUAUAUUGCAUACAAAUAUUUAAUCAAUCAGUAUUUUCGGUCGUGCCUUAUGUAUGAGAAUACCCUCAAUCUGUGAUCGUCACAUAUGAACGAAUUUAGUGCUUUUAGGUUCCCGUAGUUGACAAUCAAACUUCGAAAAA
Haliotis rubra (blacklip abalone) is the source of this 4296-nucleotide messenger RNA. RefSeq names its product protocadherin alpha-4-like. Lineage: Eukaryota; Metazoa; Mollusca; Gastropoda; Lepetellida; Haliotidae. The transcript is spliced from 6 exons. Gene Ontology annotation, molecular function: calcium ion binding. Gene Ontology annotation, cellular component: plasma membrane. The coding region runs from base 567 to 3884 and encodes 1105 amino acids. The record is from RefSeq and is a predicted model, not a curated record. Gene Ontology annotation, biological process: homophilic cell-cell adhesion.